Molecule: messenger RNA, 1395 nt
Organism: Rana temporaria (common frog)
Lineage: Eukaryota; Metazoa; Chordata; Amphibia; Anura; Ranidae
Gene: PLCXD2
Product: phosphatidylinositol specific phospholipase C X domain containing 2
Exons: 4
Coding region: 277-1218 (313 amino acids)
Biological process (GO): lipid metabolic process
Molecular function (GO): phosphoric diester hydrolase activity
Source: RefSeq, a predicted model, not a curated record
AUGGCUCAUGAUGUCACAUCUUUGUGACAGGCUGGAUGAGAGGUACAGCCCAGCUUACUCAGCAAACAGACAUAAGUCGCUUAGCUGUGCAGUCAUGCUCAGAGCUGUCUGUGGUGCUGACAAUACGGAAGGCUGCUUUCCCCCAGUGUUCCAGGAAAUACAAUCAGACAGCUGAACUGUAUAGAUCAGCCUCCCCCUGAAUCAGAGAUGCUGGGAUACCAACACAUAUAGACUGACCUUGAAUUGAAAAUUUCUGAAAGACAAGAGGAGUAAAUAAUGGCAGUGAAAAGUUAUGAAGAUUGGAUGGGCACUCUGCCAGUCUGUCUGAGUACAUUGCCUCUAUCUACCUUAGCCAUACCAGGAUCACACGACUCGUUCAGCUUUUGGGUUGAUGAGAAAUCUCCAGUUGGACCAGAUCAGGCAGCAUCAAUCAAGCGCUUGGCAAAAAUCUCGCUGGUGAAAAAGCUGAUGAAGAAAUGGUCUGUUACACAGAAUUUGACUUUUAAAGAACAGCUAGAGUCAGGUAUUCGCUAUUUUGAUCUACGUGUGUCUUCUAAGCCAGAAGAGGGAAGAGAGAUCUACUUUAUACAUGGCCUAUAUGGAAUACGGGUAUGGGAUGGACUGACGGAAAUAAACACUUUUCUGAACAAUCACAGCAAAGAGGUUGUAUUGCUGGACUUCAAUCACUUCUAUGCCAUGGAACACGAGCACCAUUUGUAUCUUCUCAAUAUGCUGCAAGAAGUAUUUGGAAGUAAACUCUGUCCAGCUGAAUGCGUUGAAAAUAUAACAUUGCAGUACCUCUGGGAAAAAAAUUACCAGGUUUUGGUUUUCUACCACUACAAUUUAUGGAAUGAGUACCCCUUUUUAUGGGCAGGAAAUAAAAUGCCAGCACCCUGGGCAAACACAACCAACGUUCACAAGCUGCUUCAGUUUCUAGAAACAACUCUUGGAGAACGGUCUAAGCGAGGGACUUUUCAUGUAUCACAAGCUAUUCUAACCCCGCAAGUUAAAACCAUUGUAAGAGGACUGAAAGCUGGAUUAAAAAAUACUCUUGUCCACAGGAAUCUUCCAAUGAUAUUGAACUGGGUGAAGAUGCAGAGGCCAGGUGCCAUGGGUGUUAAUAUCAUUACAUCGGAUUUUGUAGAACUGGUUGACUUUGCCGAGACAGUAAUUGGACUAAACUAUCUUCUACUAAGAAACAAAAAAGACGACAGUUAGCAAAAAACAUCAGCUCUGUAUUUAUUUAUUUGUGUGGCGAAGACGCAAUAUGGAAUAUAACAUGAGACAAGAUAAUAUUCUUAUCAUUGCUGUUCCUGGUAUUUAGAAAUACAUCUACCUCUUUCUUGCAUUUUCAUUUUUCAUGUUUACUAUAUAAAGAUCAUCUUUGGAUAUCGA